Lingula anatina is the source of this 1910-nucleotide messenger RNA. RefSeq names its product lewis-type alpha-(1,3)-fucosyltransferase. Gene Ontology annotation, cellular component: membrane. Gene Ontology annotation, molecular function: fucosyltransferase activity. The record is from RefSeq and is a predicted model, not a curated record. NCBI's taxonomy places the organism in Eukaryota, Metazoa, Brachiopoda, Lingulata, Lingulida, Lingulidae.
UGUCAGGGAGAGACACGUCACAGGUGUAUUUUCCUAUGUGCUACGUACAACAGGAGAGAAACCCCACAGAAAGAGCACUGAGAAAGAGAGCCUCGGACGGCACUUGCAUCAGAACAAUGGGCCUGCUCACCAGAGACCUCCGGUGUGGUAGGCCAAGGAGACUUAGGCUCAUUUUUAACGCUGUUAUAAUGAGUGCGUGCCUGGUGCCCUUGUACCUGUGGGUGAACAAGCUGUUUGGGUUACCCUCCCCUCCGCUACUGCAACACAUCGCCACAGAAGACAGCGUACAGCAGGAGAUACCAUAUUCAGUAAUGGCAGAGACACUAACGUGGCCAACACCAACCUCGCGGCAACUCUCAAAGGCCCUAGUACCUGGGUCCCCCACCAAACCGGCAACUUUGUCAAGGACACCAGGUUCCAAAAGAAAAAUGAUCUUAUAUUGGACCCCAGCUAAAAAGUGUGACUAUCUGAAUCUAAACGAGAGGCCGGGGCCGACGUUUGAGGACCUCCAGUGUCCGGAAAACAACUGCUUCUGGACAGCCGACAGAACGAAAGUGAAAGAAGCUGACGCUGUCCUCUUUUUUCAACAUUGCAUCAGGAGAGUCACGAUCCCGCAGAAAAACCCGCAUGGCCGGUGGAUACUGGUCAACCAUGAAAGUCCCUGUGAGAGCUUUAACAAGUGGUCUGACUGGGAUGGGCUUUUUAACUGGACAAUGAGGUACACGAAGAAUAGCGACAUCUACAGUCCGUACGCCAGGGUGGUUUUCAGUAAGGGGGAGGGCCCUGGUUUGUCAAAAGAACAGGCGUUAUCGAUCACUAAGAAGAAAACGAAACUGGUAGCUUGGAUGGUCAGUCACUGCCCCACUAGCAGCAGACGAGAAGAAUACGUAGAAGAGUUACAGAAAUACAUCCCAGUCGACGUGUACGGGAGGUGUGGGCCUCUUGUAUGUGCGCGAGGUGACGCGCGUUGUCAUGAGUUGCUAAACAACGACUACAAAUUUUACUUAGCAUUUGAGAAUAGUUUUGCAGAGAGCUACGUGACAGAGAAAUUUUUCUAUAUGAUUCCCUUACAUAUUAUUCCCGUUACACGGUCUCUGGCAAAUUACAGCGAGCUUGGAGUUCCGCCCAUAUUACACAUAGACACACGGGAUUUCAAAUCUCCAAAAGAUCUGGCAGAGUAUCUCAAACGUCUUGAUAAAGAUGAUGAGAGCUACGCCGCCUUACUGAGAGCAAAAGCGGAUUACAAGGUUUUUGACUGGAAGCAUAGUUACUGCGAUAUAUGCAGGAAGCUUAACGAUCCCAGCGAACCAACAAAGUGGUACAGUGCUUCAGAAAUAAUAAAACAACACGGUUCAUGCUUUCCACCAACUGACCUCUGACCCCUGACCUCUGACCCCUGACCUGUGAACGAACCUAUAUGUAUAUAACAGUAUGAUAUUAAAUCAUCAAGAGGUAUUUUUUGGGGUGGGGCUGGAACUCAGCAAGUCAUGGCCAAUAAUGACUUGAACAUUGACACUGACGCAUGGUAAAUCAUUUUAUUUUUUUGCACUAAUAACUCUUGAACGAUACCUGUAUGCUAUGUUGACAGGAAUGAGCUCACAGACGUUUAUUUAAUUUAAAACAAGAGAAUAAAUUAGUGAUAUGGAUACCAGAGUACAUUUCGGUAAUUAGAAAAAUACAGAAUUACCAAAAAUUGACAAUGCAUGGAAACUUAUAUCAACCCUCGCCUUUGAUCUGUUUUUGAUUCUCUCUCUCUCUCUCUCUUUCUCUCUCUCUCUCUCUCUCUCUCUUGACAACCUGCGAAAACGCCUCAGAAGUGCAAAAGUGGAAAAGGUGGAUUUAACCAUGUUCAUAGCAUAGAGAUGCUACACAUUCUAAUAUCACCCUUCAUUAUGGGUCUAAGGUGAAUG